Molecule: messenger RNA, 2700 nt
Organism: Symbiodinium sp. CCMP2592
Lineage: Eukaryota; Dinophyceae; Suessiales; Symbiodiniaceae
Source: the annotation of a GenBank genome assembly
AUGCAGUGUGGAAAGCCCCCUCCAGACCUCUCCAAGAGACUUGCGGCCAUCGAGCAUCGCAUCGAAGAUGUACUUCAGACGCUGCGACAGGACCACAACAUCACGGAAGGGCUCUUGCGGCAGAUGGAGGCGACCUUUAGCCGCAUUUGCGAGGGCCGCGAUGGUGGCACGCUGCUCUCGUCGCCGCGUAAGCCGCAGAGUGUGCUCGCGCUGAGCGCCAGGGGUGCCAAGGAGGCCAACCUUGCCAACCCCUCUGAACGGAGUUCCUUCAAGGACCUGCGGGCCAUCCUCCGUUCCGAUCGUUUGGACGCGGAAGCCAUGGAAAGCUUGCCGCUUCUCAAAGUCGAGAGGGAAGAUCGGCACAAGCGCAACAAGUACAGCACGCUGAACCUCGAGAGUAUGGGUAUUCCCUUCCAGGAACGACUGGCGCGUGCCCAGAUUCCGCUGGAGAUUUACAGCAAGCAGUCUUGGAUGUCAAAGGCAGUCACGGAUUUUCUGGAAGAUCCAGACUCCAGCACUUUCUCCUCCUACUACUUCUACGGCAUCUCCAUCUUCACACUGCUAGGAAUGCUCUUCGCGUUUUUGCCGGCUCUGAACAUCGAGCUCGCAUCGGCCUACAAGGAUUUGAUCAAUAUUCUCAUCGAUUCCAUCUUAUUGGCGGAGACCGUCAUUCGAUUCCUCUGUUACCCGCACGCGGCAAUGAUUUUCUCUGGCGAGCAGCGCUGGGAGAACCUCAUCGACUGCGCGAGUGCACUUCCUGUUCUUCUCCUCGUCCUGAAGGAUAAGUUCGGGGAAGAUUUCGGGUCCUUUGGCGAUGCCUUUCUCCUGGCUGCGAUGCCGAUGAUACGAUUGCUACGGCUGGUGCGGCGCUUCACGUACAUGCAGCUCUUGAAAGCCGCUUUCCGAGACUGCUUGGAAGCUUUGCCGGUGAUGCUGUAUAUCAUGAUCGUCAUGGCCUAUGGUUUCACAUCGCUGCUUUACCUUGUUGAGCCGCGUGAGAACAUGCCCACAGUGGCUCACGCAGCAUGGCUCGUGAUUUCGACCAUUACGACAGUUGGUUUUGGCGACGUGGUUCCCUCUACCCAAAGCGGUUUGGUCUUGACCUCGGUUCUCAUGGUUGUGAGCUCGCUGUACAUGGCCAUGCCUUUCGGGAUCAUCGGGCACUCCUUCACCCAAAUCUGGGGAAGCCGUAAACGGAUUCUUCUGUUGCAGAAGACCCGAAGCCGUUUGCACAAAUGGGGGUUUGGGCCUCACGAGCUGCCACGGCUCUUCGGACUCUUCGACCUUGACGAUUCUGCCGAGAUCGAUUUGCCUGAGUUUAAAGUUCUGCUCAACGAGAUGGAUAUCGGAUUUAAAGAUAAAGAGAUCACGGAACUGUUCAAGCUGAUCGACAAGGCCGAGCGGCAGCGGCGCGAAGCGGAAGAAGCGCUCCGCCUGGCAGAGGAAGAGAAGCGCAAAGAGGAGAAGAAGAAGAGGGAUGCCGUAAAGGAACGUGUCAAGAAGUGUCGGCAGCGACUCCGAAGCUUCCACCCGGCCGUGAAGGAGCAUGUGGUUCUUGAGCAGCUGAACGAGGUGUGCUUGCAGUUCAGCGAAGAGCAAUUGAGGGAGUUGGGCAACCAGAUCGAGGAAACCUUGAGGAAAAGUAGCCCACUUGCAGCGGCCAGCGUCUUCCACAAGGCGAUCGAGUCCAUCGGCCUUACCCCAAUGAAGGUGAGCGAAGACGCAGCCAGCACCACAAGCGGCCCAACCGAUUCCCAGGAGGAAGCACCGAACCAGCGCGAGUCGAGCGAAGAGCGCCGUAGAGCCGAAGAGAACCAGGCCAAAAUGCGGAUAGUUGAAGAGCAGCAGGCUGCAGAAAAAGCGCGAUUGGCCGCUGAAAGGGCGGAGGAAAAAAAGAAAAAAGAGGAACAGCGAAGAAAGGAUGCCGCCGCGGCAGAGGCAGCUAGGCGGCAGCAAGAAAGGAAAGAAGAAUUGAAAGCAAAAAAGGCAGAAGAGAAGCAAAAGAAGCAGGAAGAGGAGGAGAAGGUCCGAAAAGAGCAGCAGCGUGAACUGGCCAAGCAAAAAGCGCAGGAACAGGCACAGAAAGACCGAGAGGCUGCUCAGGCCGAGAAGGAGAAGCUGGAGUUGGAGCGGCUGAUCAACCUUUUCGCCAAGGACAGAUUAGACAGGCUGGCCAAGCUUGAAGGUCUCUCGGAUGAGAAGCUGGCGGCCUCCCUACAGACAGAAACUGACUCAAGCUCCCUCGCGGGUGCGCUUCAGAUGCUGAAGGCCAAGCUCGAGACUUCUGAGGACACCGACUCGGACCCACUGGAGCGAGCCAUCGCCCUUGUCAGUGCCACGGCUGGGGGUGGGGGCGUCUGGCCCCUAGCCUUGACGGCCCCCGCACACCUGCGCCUCGAGAACGCGCUUCGCAACCGCGUGAAGAAGGCCCGAAACCGCCUGAGAGAGGCAGUAAGCUCCUUUUUGAAGUCGUCUAAGCUGCCAAAUGCCGAUCAGAACGCAGUCACGGAGUGGCAGCGCGGCAUAGUGGAUGGCACGCUUGAGCUGCCCCCCUGGUCGCCGCAGGAGUCGGAGCCGAAGGCAGCAGGCACGGAGAAGAAGAAGAAGGAGAAGCCCAUGGAGGAGGACUUGGAUCAGAUUUUGGCGGAGUUCGACAGCUCACCAUCCAAGAGCAAGAAGCCGGGUAAGAAGAAGAAGUGA